GCGUGUGUAGCGCUUGCCAUGACAAAUUAUCAUCUAAUAGCUGCUUCCGAAUGAAACCCUAUUCUCUGCUGCAGGCAUUAACACUGGCGUUCCGUCUGCGCUGUUUUUAUUUGUUUACCUACAGUAUUGUAUACAUCGCGCCCGAUAUUUAAUUGUUCUUCUUUUACAAUCUCGGUUACGCUACACUACUGUAUGCCAGCUUCACCAAGAGCGUCUGCGCUUUCUUAUCCCCUUUUCUAAUUAAUAAUUCAGGAGCAAACGAAAAUGUAGUCAGCUGCUCUCUGGUGGUGGUGACCAGUCGAAGUCUCACGAUUGCCAGUUGUGGACCUUUCGACUAAACUGAUACAAGAUGGCUUCCGAUAAUACACAACGCAGUUACUCCAUCAUUCCUUGCUUCAUCUUUGUAGAGUUGGUCAUCAUGGCUGGGACGGUGCUGCUGGCAUACUAUUUUGAAUGCACAGACACGUUUGGAAUCCACAUUCAAGGUUUCUUCUGUAAUGAUGCUGACCUGAUGAAGCCCUACCCCGGGGUGGAAGAGAGCAGCUUUAUCCCUCCUCUCAUUCUCUACUGCGUGGUGGCAGCCGCACCCACAGCUAUCAUUUUUGUUGGAGAGGUAUCCAUGUACAUCAUGAAGUCCACUAGAGAAGCUCUCAUUGCCCAGGAGAAAACUAUCGUGACGGGAGAAUGCUGUUAUCUAAACCCUCUCAUCCGAAGAAUCAUCAGGUUUAUAGGUGUCUUUGCCUUCGGCCUGUUUGCCACCGACAUCUUUGUCAAUGCCGGCCAGGUAGUGACGGGCAAUCUGGCACCGUACUUUCUGAGUGUCUGCAAGCCAAAUUAUACGGGGGUGGACUGUAACCUCAAUCACCAGUUCAUUACCAAUGGCAACAUCUGCACCGGGAACCAGAUGGUGGUGGAGAAAGCCAGGAGGUCAUUCCCAUCCAAAGAUGCAUCGCUUGGUGUCUACUCAGCUGUCUAUGUCACUAUGUACAUCACGAGCACCAUCAAGACGAAAAGCAGCCGUCUGGCAAAACCUGUGCUCUGUCUGGGGAUCCUGUGUGCUUCUUUCCUUACCGGCUUGAACAGGGUCUCGGAAUACCGCAACCACUGCUCAGAUGUUAUUGCUGGCUUCAUAUUAGGAAGCUCUGUAGCUCUGUUCUUGGGACUCUGCGUAGUGCACAAUUUCAAAGGAACCCACUCUACACCCACCAAACAGAAGCAGGAGGAUUACCGUGGACUUCCACUGAUGACGUUCCCACGUGUGGAAAGCCCUCUGGAGACACUCAGUGCACAGAACCAUUCGGCGUCCAUGACCGAGGUCACAUGACUAAGGGGGCAGCACCACGUCACUUUCGCAUCACCUCAACACUUCUAGGCACAAAAAGUUUUUUUGUACUGUGGCAUACUGUAAAAAAAUGAAAAAAGACAGUAUUAUGUUAUUACUAGUUAUACCUAGAAGCAGCUGUUUUGUACAUUUUGUAAAAGAGAGUGCUGUAGCUUUCCCUCAUGGUGUUAACACAGCUCAAUUCACAUCCAUAUGUAUGCCUUCUCUGUCAUGUUUUACAUCACAAAGUAAAUAUAUACAGUCUAUAUAUAUAUAUAUAAUGUAAUUGAAAUAUCAAUGUUGUUAUGUGGCAUUUGUACAAAAACUGAUUUUAUUUGGAUUUUUUUCUGUACACUUUUGAACAAAGAUCAUUUUGUAUUCCUUUUGUUUAAAUCUGUAUAAAGCAUUUGAUCAACUUUGCCUGCUGAUUUUCCAGGAAUGUUUUUGGUAUACCUAUUUUUUUUGUGUGUAAGGUUAAAAAACAUGUCAAAUUGUAACACAUCGUCGUAUCUGAUUCUUCGUGGGCAUCUUUGAAUGGACAUGUACUCGGCAUGAAAUACACAAAACUGUUGGAAUAGCCUGUUAUUCUCAACUUGUGUUUUUUUUCUUGUUUAAAGUCUGCGUUUCAGAAUUUGAAAUGCUAAAUAUAUUUUCUUGAGUAGUCUUGUCAAAUAAAUAGUCUCGUAGCUGAGUCCAGUCAUUUGAGUGGGUUUUGGGGAAAAGCACACAUAAGUAAAGUCCAGGGGUCUCAUUUAUAAAAUGCUGCGUAGAAACCAUCCUACAUUUGAUCUUCUGAUCAUUUAUCAAAAAUAUGUACGUGUGAUUCAUAGACCGAACUUACGCACAGAAAAUGCGCAUACCCCUUUCUUUCAGAUGUGAAAUUUAUAAAUCGCAAAUGAUCUUGAACUUGUGUGCAGCUGAGCAGUUUCAGACCUCCGCCAUUAAACGAUGCCUAUUUAAUGUCACAGACAUAUAAAAGAGCGCUUGUCAAUGUUUAAACCCAAUUUUGAGCAGCAAGAAUGGCUUAUAUUCCCAAAAACCUUCAGCAGUUGGACAAGCAAAAGUGCGUACGUCUGCUCAGACCAAAUAUGGACUUUGCUGUGGAUUUUUGCAUACUUACCCUUUACGAUCAAAUCUGUGCGUACGCACGCUUUAUAAAUGAGGCCCCAGGACAUUUUCUGUCCUUGGGGUUGCGAUUACAUGUCAUUUCUCUGGAAGCCCAUACUGUAUUCUCUACCCGUUGCCCUCUGCACAUUUAGUAGUGAUAGAGGAUUAUUUCUGCCUGCUGUGCUGUGGUGAGCGUGUUGUUUUCUAUUAUUGUGUUCCUGUAUUUUCCAGCAAAAAGAAAUUAAAUGUAGUGAACCUUG
Molecule: messenger RNA, 2688 nt
Organism: Misgurnus anguillicaudatus (oriental weatherfish)
Lineage: Eukaryota; Metazoa; Chordata; Actinopteri; Cypriniformes; Cobitidae
Gene: plppr1
Product: phospholipid phosphatase related 1
Biological process (GO): phospholipid metabolic process; phospholipid dephosphorylation; signal transduction
Cellular component (GO): plasma membrane
Molecular function (GO): phosphatidate phosphatase activity
Source: RefSeq, a predicted model, not a curated record